Spirometra erinaceieuropaei is the source of this 3082-nucleotide messenger RNA. The record is from the annotation of a GenBank genome assembly. Lineage: Eukaryota; Metazoa; Platyhelminthes; Cestoda; Diphyllobothriidea; Diphyllobothriidae.
AUGUCCAAGGUAAGUGUAUUUAUAUUCCAGUGAUUGCAAAGUUCCGUCAUGUGUGUUGCGGGUAGUAUAUUGAUAUAGUUAUGGCGCAAAGUAGCUCAGAAACCAAUGAAGACAUCCUCUUAAUCGGCAAGCGGAAGUUGUCGCUAUAGCGAAUGUUAGUGAUUUGCUGCAACAUGUAUGUCCCAUCCGGAACCCGGUUUAGUUGAGCCACGUUUCCGCGUCUUGCACACGUUGGAACCAUCUGAAAGUGACACGGCAAAUACCGCGUGACGAUCGCGAAGUGACCUAUAGUGUGACAGAUGUCACACUAUUCCUUUUCCACCAUAUCCUUGAAUAAGAACCGGACGCGAGGAUCAACCAACUUCAGUUUCCGAUUGUGGUCUGACAUAUUUCUACUCGGUUAGCUACGUAGUUGAGCUAUAAUUUAGACUUCAACAGAGGUGUUAUCCUCUCAUCAUUUUAACUUGGUCAUUCCUCCGCCCGAAGUGUAGGUAGAUAACGCUGCAGACUGCAGAUAAACGAGACCCCCGCUGCCCUGGACGCCCAAAAUCUUCGCGACAGCGACUGACCUUCGUUAAGUUGUCCUUGACGAAAUCACCAGUGGAACCAAGGAAAGUCAGUGCUGAGUACUUGAUGAACUGCGCGACUUGUCUGGCACAGUGAUUUUGGCCGUAGAAUUCUUAGGUGCCUUUAAUGGUUAAGGCCAACUGCUAUGUACUUGACAUUUUGACCCAUCAGUUCCUAUUUCUCUUCUCUGUCCCGAUUCGCUAUCUCCGCGAGGAGUUGGCAAUUUUAUGGCGCCGUAUUUUCGACUCCAACGAUGCGAGACCGGAUUGGUGCUCCUUAAGCCUUCAAGGCGUGGGUGUGAGGUGAGCCGUUGGUGUUUACCGACGAAAACACUAACGGACAUGACAUAAGUGCCAUUACAAUGUCUUUUCAGGCGUCAAUACGCCAGUCGCUCGUUGGCUGGUUCCUACACAGCGUUUAGUUCCUCUGUUCUGAGGGGGCGAUCGUCAGAGAAUUUGCGUGUGUCUUUCUAGAGUAAAAAUCAGAAGUUCUUCCUGCAGAUUUUUAGUCUCUAAGGCUUGGACUUGAAACAGGUGGUAAAUAUCCCUUUUUCCGUAAAAUUACGUUUUUUGGACCUUUAUUACCGGGAUGGAAGGACGUUCAAAACAUUUGGUUUUCAGCAUUGAGCGUUCGCCCUCGAUUGGAUUCGUACUUACUUGUUGCCGGUCCACGGUUAAGUGAGAAUUUACUUAUAUUUACUGUGAGAGUUUAUUCUUCAUCGGAGUCUGUUGACAGUGGACUCCAGAGCAACGUCUAGCCAUCUAGCACGUCGCUCCAAAAACUGCCAGGUCAGAGGUGCUCUUUAAAUCGCCCAUCGUGGUAGGUCAGAAGCCCUCACUUGCAGAAGUCGAAACGAUCGACGCGUGGCAAUGUAUUACGAUUCUACUUUGACUGCCACCAUACGUCUUUGGAUAACCUAAUUUGUCGCCUCAUUAAAUAGAGUCGACCGAGAGCGCAACACUGAUGGACGCCAGAGGUGAUAUGAAAGAAGUCGCUCUCCUUGCCAUUCACACAGACUUUGGUACUUGUUCUGCAAUGGUAAACCUGAAUCGGGUAAGGCGGCUUUCGUGGUACACCACCAGGCGGCCUUUAUGCGGCACUAUUUCAACCUAUUCCCCGUAGUUAGGGCCAAACAACGCUUCCCAAAACAUGAUGGGUAGGUGGUCUACUAUCUUCGUUGUCAGGUGCAGGAGGAAGGUAGAUGGGAAGCGUCCAGUUGUCCCUUACAUGUGACUUAGCAGAUGUGUCCCGAAAUACUUGACGAUGAAAUCGCGCUUUCUCGCUAGCUGGCGCCAGUUCGUAUGCAGUGCCUUUUGGAUAGAAUUAACUGGCCUCUGGAUGCCGUCGACGUUCUACUUUAGGACUUUCGGCCAACGAGGCAUUACUGAUCAGACGCUGCUCAGACAACAUUUACCUAAUUAAGAUAAAAUAUUCCUUUUCAGCUUCUCGGCCACUUCGUUUCUGUUAGACUUGUAAUGUCUGAGUUGCACGGAAUCUUCCCCUUUAACUUUUGGCAAUUUUUACGCAUAAAGGUGGCAUAUGGGGGUUCGGUUUUAUCAUUUUAUACGUCGGUGGACGAAUACCAUGCCGUAUACACUUAUAAAGCUGGAUUGCUUGACAUAAGUCAAGCUAUAUUGAUGUCAUUUCAUAAACCAUGUUCUUUGAGAGUAACAUAUAGCAUAACAACUAGGCAGCCUUGAUAAACGACACUGGUGAUCCUGGUUUGCCGAAAAUAUCCGUUCGCAAACCAGUUUUUCUUGGAUGAUCCUAGGGAGUUUAAAGGUUAUUAAAAUGUUUGGGGCAUAUUGCGCAGCCAAAAGAGUGACCUUAUUUGAAAUUUCACCAUAACUUGAAAGUACAAUCGACUGAAUGGUCGUCUUUGUAAUAUUUUGUUGUCUAGAAUUUUGGUGUCUGCUUUGUCAAAGUGUUACAGCGAAGGGUAGAAUGAAUUUGAUUUAACACGUACAGUUGCACUCGUUUUGCUGGUCUUUGUUGUCAAAAAAUCUUUCCUCACAGCAAUAAUCGCAGGCCAUUUUCGCUUAUUAAGAAUAAAUUUGACAGAAUGCUUCGCGUUUUCAGUCCAUCAAACUGGGCUGUCUUUUCCGUAGGAGUUUCAUGUAAGACCGACUUAAACUCGGUUUUUCUUCCCAUUUUAAAGCCAUGCCGACUAUCACAAAUCCUUGUUAACACUACAUUCCGUUAUUAAAUUCGCGAAUAGUCUUUCUUUCAUGUCAUUCCCUUCAUGUAAAACAAUUGCAAUUUCUCGUUAGAAAUACGUUUUCAAAAUGGAGAUGACAUGUGAAGGGUGUGCAAACGCCGCUAAGAGAGUUCUUUCUAAACUUGGGGGUAAGUUUUGCCCGUUUUUUUAUCGCACGCCUCCCAAACUUUAGAGGGCAUCCUGUCCGUCGACGCUGAUGUCAAAAACCAACUGGUCACCGUUGAAUCCACUUUAGACGAAGAUGUGAUUUUGGAAACCCUUAAAAAGACGACAAAACCUGUCUCUGCAAUUCACUGA